Hippocampus comes (tiger tail seahorse) is the source of this 3981-nucleotide messenger RNA. RefSeq names its product voltage-gated potassium channel subunit beta-2. The record is from RefSeq and is a predicted model, not a curated record. The coding region runs from base 996 to 2321 and encodes 441 amino acids. Gene Ontology annotation, molecular function: voltage-gated potassium channel activity; transmembrane transporter binding; potassium channel regulator activity. Gene Ontology annotation, biological process: regulation of potassium ion transmembrane transport; potassium ion transport. Lineage: Eukaryota; Metazoa; Chordata; Actinopteri; Syngnathiformes; Syngnathidae. The transcript is spliced from 14 exons. Gene Ontology annotation, cellular component: cytoplasm; membrane; voltage-gated potassium channel complex.
GAGAGAGAGAGAGAGAGAGAUUGCGCCGUGUAUCGUGAACAUUUUGGGGAGCUUCUGGAAAAUGCAAGAAGAGCAAAAAAAAAAAAAAAAGUCUAAAUUAUGAUAAAGGGAUGACGCUCACUGUGAGCUUUUGCAGCUGAUUUGCGGCUCCACAAUGCUCAGCGUGUAUCGCUCCGUUGCGUUCUGCGCGAGACGAAGAAGAAGCGGGAGAGCCGCGCACGGCUUGUCCAGCUGCUGCCGGCAUGUUCGCCACUCCGCACACUGAAAAAGGUAAUUCGAACAAAAUACCUUUGUGGGAUUUGAUGCCGCUUUCCUCUAUCGCCUCCUCUGGGUUUUUUUUUUUCCCCUCCUUGCAUCAAACUGCGCGGAGCUGCUGCACGCAUGACGAUGAUGCACUGAAUUUUUGAUGUAAGCCCGUGUUUUCCCACCUUGCGACAAAAAAAAAAAAAAAAAAAAGAAGACGGGAGGAAAAAUGCUCGACUUCGACGCCAAGUGUGAGGAUGUGUGUGUCAUUGUUGCGGCACGCCGGCGAGCUCUCCGGCCCAAGGCGGGAACAAGUCACCUCAGCUGAAGAGGAGACACAAGCCCCGCGAGCGAGCCCGUGUUCAUGUUUGUGGGCCCCUCUGCUGAGGUCUCCCUAAAGAACACCCACCGUCCCAAAUCUGCAAGCAAGCAUCCGAGUGCUUUUUUUUUUUUUCUAAAGCAGACUGCAGUCCUGAUGCAUCUUGUGAAAAGUCAGAGAGCUUUCUGUCAGGUUUGCAUCAGCAGACAGGAGACGGAGCAGACGGCAGCUCUGCGUGUGUCAUGUUAGAGGCUGGACUCUUGCCUGCACCCCCUCCCCCUGGAACUCUCAGACAAAAUCUUUAACCUGGGCCCACGGGAGAGAGACCCUUUCAGGUGGAGCGGUACCGAGCGCGCAUCUGAUUUCGAGUGAACAUUUGUGAAGCGAAAGGUUCGACUCCCGACGUCAGCCCCCCCCGGAAACCAGGGUCAGGAUGCAGGUGUCCUUCGCCUGCACUGAGCACAACCUCAAGAGUCGCAGCGAGGACCGACUUUGUGGCCUUCGCACCGCUCCGCCCCCGGGAGGCAGCAGCGGAGGAGUAGGAGGAGGUGGCGGCGGUGGAGGAGGAGGAGGCGGCGGCGGAGGUGGUAGUGGCGGAGGAGCGGGCGGCGGAGGCGGGGGUGGAGGAGGAGGAGGUAGCGGACAAGAGCGCAAUGGCAACUACACCUCCCAAGGGUCGGUCAAGACCAGGGAGGGCCCCGGGUCGCGCCAGACCUCUCAGGGCCACGCGCACAUGAAGGAGGCCAUCGGGCGCCACACUAGUAUGAAGUACAGGAACCUCGGGAAGUCCGGCUUACGUGUUUCCUGCCUCGGCUUAGGCACAUGGGUGACGUUUGGAUCACAAAUAUCUGAUGAGAUGGCAGAGAACCUGAUGACCUUAGCGUAUGAGAAUGGGGUCAACCUAUUUGACACUGCAGAGGUUUACGCUUCUGGAAGGGCAGAGAUCACGCUGGGAAACAUAAUCAAGAAGAAAGGAUGGAGACGCUCAAGUUUUGUCAUUACAACAAAGAUCUACUGGGGAGGCCAAGCAGAAACAGAGAGAGGGCUCUCCAGAAAGCACAUUAUUGAAGGUUUAAGAGGAUCUUUAUCAAGGCUCCAGCUCGAUUACGUGGACAUUGUGUUUGCCAACAGAAAUGACGUCAACAGUCCGAUGGAAGAGAUCGUGCGGGCCAUGACGUUUGUCAUAAACCAGGGCAUGGCCAUGUACUGGGGCACCUCCCGCUGGAGCGCCAUGGAAAUCAUGGAAGCUUACUCGGUAGCUCGCCAGUUCAACUUGAUCCCACCGGUGUGCGAGCAGGCCGAGUACCACUACUUCCAGAGGGAUAAAGUCGAGGUGCAGCUACCGGAGCUCUACCACAAGAUCGGUGUCGGAGCGAUGACCUGGUCACCACUUGCGUGUGGAUUAAUCACCGGAAAGUACAGCGACGGCGUACCAGAGUGCUCCAGAGCAGCAAUGAAGGGCUACCAGUGGCUGAGGGAGCGAGUGAACAGUGAGGAGGGGCGAAGGCAGCUAGCAAAAAUCAAAGAGCUCCACCUACUGGCAGACAGGCUGGGAUGCACCGCCGCACAGUUGGCCAUCGCAUGGUGCCUUCGCAGUGAAGGCGUCAGCUCAGUACUUCUGGGGGUUUCAAACACAGACCAGCUACUGGAGAACCUGGGCGCACUGCGGAUUUUAUCCCAAAUGAACCCCCAAACAGUCACGGAGAUGGACGCCGUGCUGGGAAACAAGCCGCACUCAAAGAAGGAGUCUCGCGCGUGAACCUCACACCUGUCCGAGCAAAAGCAAGAAGAACGACCAAGAAGACAAAAAGACUUUGCUUUUUCUCUGCCGUAUACUCAACAACUUGCAUGUUCUCAGCAACAUUAUGCUACCAGAAUGAGCGCAUUAAAGCCUUGCGCGCAGUACAUUGUAUCAUGUAUGGGAAAAAAAAAAAAAAAAGAAAAAUCUUGCAGUUGUUCAUCAGAACAGAAACAGGUCAUAUUAAUACUCACUGAUUGGAAAAUUAUGUCGAGGACAAUGUGAGGAGGUCAAAGGUUAGAGGUGAGAGGUUGCAAAAAGCAAAAAAAAAAAAAAAAGGACUUUGACUCCGAAAAGGGGAAGAUGACGACAUCGCCUCUGUGCUAAAAUGUGAACUGGCUGAGUCAAUGCGUUAGCUGGGAGUGUCCGGCCUGCUUCCGGCUACAUUUUGACAGUCUGAACUGUGUCCCCAGCAACCGCAACAAGCAUCAAGAGGGACAGAAGUUGGUUUAAAUGUGUCGUGACCAACAUUUACCAUAGCGUGCAUGCGACUGGUCUGGCAAGGAUUCACUGCUUUACCAAGUUGGCUCACUUGUGCGGUUAAAAAAAUGAAGAAAAAAAAUACAUCACACGCUUUUUAGAAAUAGGCAGAUUACUCGGAGGUAUAAAAAAUGCACUAAGGACGUGAGAUUAUAGUUUACAAAGUUUGGAGAAGAAUGACUGCUCUUGAUGAUGCAUUUCAAAAAGUAGCGGAAAGAUUCCAAUCUUUGGAUUAUCGUGUGUAUUUUCAUGCGUUUCUUUCAUGGGGUCAAAGCGGAGUGGUUACCGUCAAAGUACAUUUUUCUAACCCUGUCGCAUCUCUUGGGAGUGUCUUUUUUUUUUUUUUUUUUUGCCUCAUCUGUUCCUCAACUGUGCGCAUGUCCCUUUAAGAGAGAAAAACUCCAACAGGUUAUCAAAUAUGGCAUGGCUUUUAUCGGCGUGAUGUAGAUUUGCAGCACCCAUUAAGAGCCGCACUUGACGGCAAAAGGAUCAAAGAUCUAAAGGUCCAAGUGUGACAUUGAAGACGUGUCGAGUGCACGCAGAGGUCAUUUGUAAAGGUCGCACUACGAGUCACACGGGGUGAAAUUGAGUAAAUAUGUUUUUGUUUUUUGUUUUUUUUUUAAUGGAAGCCUUUUACAGCUUCUUCAAUCAUCUCUCUGGGAAAUUCUGUGUUUUUGUUUCUACGUUCUGGGCAUUUAAUACUCUGGUUUCCAUGCAUUUCCCUUUCGUUUUCUACGGCUUCUAUGGAGAGUGAGGGUUGUGUUUCUUUUGUCAUUGUGACCCACAAUCGGGACUUUUAAGUGGGGAGUGUUAUGACGACGUGCUGAAGUCGGCACACAAUUCAAGUGUAUGUAGAACGAUUCUAUGCGGCAGCCAGGUAAAGGGGCUUGUUUAAGGAAUCACGAAGGAAGCGCCCUCUGUUAUUCCGUGACCAUGUACAGUCCGACUGAGUGUUGCGUCCAGCGUACAUGAACUACUCAAUCCAACCUAUGGAAAUGUUAACUUUGCCUGCAUAACUUCUAUUUUACUGUCUUGCAACAAAGAGGAAGUGCAAAGAGGGGCAACAAUACAUGCUGAAUGUAACGUGUCUUUUGCUGCGUCUAAAGGGAAAGCACAUUACAUGAUUAAAAGGGUCCUUCUC